AUGUUGAGCUUUGUCAUAUUUUUCGUUGCAUUGGAGCUUUUUGGCUGCGGCCUAGCUCAAGUGCCGUCGCGUUACUAUUUGCCCCCGGCAGCAGGUGAAAGUCCUACAACGCCAGCUCCGAUAAUUACCAAGCAGUUCUACACCGUUUCGGCAGCAGAAGAUUCAGAUGAGCUGCAGCCACGCACCAAGCAUCUGGUAAUUGGGCGUGCGACGCAAAACUAUCGUGUCAUCUUCAUACGUGCGCCCAGUGCCCACAACGAGGCAGUAAGGUAUACGGCUGAGCUGGCACCGCAGGAGGAGCGCACAGUCAUCUAUGUGCUGAGCCGCAAGCAGCCUGAGCUGGAGUCGCAAGACAUUCAAACGCCCCAACAGCAGCUGCAGUCUUCGGCAAAGCCCGACGUCUUCUUUAUCAGAUACAAGACCAACGAGGAGGCGGCCGCUGCCCAGCGUGAGAUUCAAACGCAGUACGACAAGCUCGGCGGCAACUCGGAACAUGCGGCGCCCUACGUGGCGCCAGUGCAGUCUGUCAUUGGCGCCUCAGAGCCCGCAAUGCCGCAAGCAGAUUCAGCUAAUGAGGGCCAGCUGGGCUACGACUAUCGGCGACCGACAACGCGCUUUCAUUAA
Messenger RNA from Drosophila hydei, 624 nucleotides. RefSeq lists its product as uncharacterized. Lineage: Eukaryota; Metazoa; Arthropoda; Insecta; Diptera; Drosophilidae. Bases 1 to 624 code for a protein of 207 amino acids. The record is from RefSeq and is a predicted model, not a curated record. The transcript has a single exon.